AUGGGAAAUGGGAUAAGAAGUUGGAUAGAAAACCUUGGCCAUCAAGAAUUUUUUUGCAGCACAAUAGCAGGUGUUAGGUCCUUGAUCUCAAGUAUCCAUUUUUGCUCUAAUAUAAGCAGAAAAUUAAAUUUUGCGAUUUUUUUUAUGGAAGUCAACCGUAGACAGUCAUCGUCUAGAAGAGCAACCUUCAGAUGUGAGAAAUACAGCAAGCGGAACCUUAAGAGAAGGAAAUAA
Molecule: messenger RNA, 234 nt
Organism: Blepharisma stoltei
Lineage: Eukaryota; Ciliophora; Heterotrichea; Heterotrichida; Blepharismidae
Source: the annotation of a GenBank genome assembly